This is a messenger RNA of Seriola aureovittata, 6101 nucleotides long. RefSeq names its product palmdelphin b (gene palmdb). Gene Ontology annotation, cellular component: membrane; cytoplasm. Lineage: Eukaryota; Metazoa; Chordata; Actinopteri; Carangiformes; Carangidae. The record is from RefSeq and is a predicted model, not a curated record. Bases 217 to 3090 code for a protein of 957 amino acids. The transcript is spliced from 8 exons. Gene Ontology annotation, biological process: regulation of cell shape.
AGAGGUAUUUCAGGCACAUGGUUGGGCUCUGUGACAGGGAGCAGAUAAAGACGGAGGGAGGGAGGGAGUCUUCCCAGUCAGCCUGUUUCUCUCUGAGCUACACAAUCUACCGACACAACCCCGGGCUCAGUGAUGUUGGAUACACUGUGAGAGUGAGCUCUACCCUUCACACACACUCUGCUCUCACCUGCUCGAGGACACACACACGCCGGCGACAUGGAGGAGGCUGACCUGCUGAAGGAGAGGCUCCAGGCCAUCACGGACAAAAGAAGAAUCCAAGAGGACAUCGCCAAGAAGAGGAGACAGAUCGAAGAGGAGAAAUUAAAGCUGCAGUACAUAAAGAAGAAAGCCCUGAGGGAGCAGUGGCUGAUGGACGGCCUGAGUCAGCAGUCGGAGCAGGAACAGGAAGCCAUGAGGCUCCAGGCUCAGGACGAGCAGCAGCAGAGCGAUCAGCUGCAGAUCAACAUCCUCAGAAUAGAGAAGGAGGUCGAGGCCUUGGAAACACAGGAGCUCAACAUCUCUGCUAAUGAAGAAGCCGUUCUGAAGCGGCUGAAAGAGGUGGAGCGGACGGCUGAAGACAUCAUCAAGAAAGCUUCCUUGGUGGAUACAGAGGCAGAUGGAAAAGAGCUGAGCGAAGGUUGCAGCACAACUGAGAAUCACAAUUCCUUCUUCUCCGUCACCAUGGAAACCAGCGAACAAUCAGAGCUGCCGAUGGACUGUGAAGUGGAGGUCGCUGCGGAUGACUCACCUGAGCAGGGGAAGGAUUUCAGAGCAGAUGACGAGCAGGUUCGUUUAGAGACGGAGUCGUCAGAUUCCCCCGGGGGGGCGACGCUCUGCUCAUCAUUAACCCCCCCGCCGACCGGAUCAGCUGAGACUGCCGAGCCUGACUGCUCUGAGACCAGGAUGUCCCAGGACCAGAAGGAGGUUCUGAUAUUAAACUCGGGACACGACGAGCUCAACAGGAACGAGUCGAUCACUUCCUCUGUCUCCGACACACUGUCCAGCCCCGACAGCGUCUACGAGACCGAGGUGAGCCGCAGGAGGCAGGACACGCCAGAGCAAGACCCUGAACCAGAACCAGUCCCUGACCCAGAACAAGACCCUGAACCAGAACAAGAUCCUGAACCAGAGUUAGUCCCUGAACCAGAUCCAGAGCAGUACCCUGAACCAGAACAAGUCCCUGAACCAGAACCAGUCCCUGAACCAGAACCAGAGCAGUACCCUGAACCAGAACAAGUCCCUGAACCAGAACCAGUCCCUGACCCAGAACAAGUCCCUGAACCAGAACCAGAGCGAUACCCUGAACCAGAGCAAUAUCUUGACCCUGAGGACAACCUUGAACUGGGGCAAUACCGUGAGCCAGAGCAAGACCCCGAGCUGGACCUGUACCCUGAUCUGGAUCCAGAGGAUAGUGAGUUUAACAAUCUGCCCAUAGACACAGAGGAAGACCCGCAGGUCCAUGAGAUCCUGUACGAGCCUCCCGUCCCAGAGGAGUCAGUGCUGGAGCACUGCAUCAGGGAGGAGGCCAUGUCCGACGUGUCCAACGACUCGUGUCACGACCUCCACCCUGACGACAUGGAUGAAUGUCUGAGGGUUGAGAUCGCAGCGGCGUCUUCAGACAGUGACACGGAUGAGAAAUGGAGGGCGAUAUUCUCCUCCUCCAUAAACAAGGAGGACGAUGACUCGUACUUGGACAGUCUUCAGCUCAGCGCCCAGGAGCUCUUUGUGCAGAAAGUUGAUGUGGAAGACUUUGAAGAACAAGACAACAACGCUGAGGAGGUUUGUCUUGAGGUUCCACACGAGGAGGAAGUUCUGGAACAACCUGAGGAUGUGAUUCCCCUGCCCACCCCCACACAGGAGGUUAAAUAUAAUCCUUUAGGCCUUCAGGGUCUGUCCAAGAUCUCCGAGGAUGAGAGCGAGAACGGCAGAGAUGCCAAUCACAACCAGACCUCCCACCAGCAGCUCAACGCAGAUCAGAACAAGAAGCUACCCAAAGACUUCUGUGUGAUCCAGGAGACGAAGAGCGAGAACGUCAGCACAGAGCACGUGGACUUCCAGCUGGCUCGCAAACAGUGGCGGGAAAUGGAGGAGCAAACCAAGAACAAGAUCUUCAUACCUACCACCAAGCAGCCCAGCUUCCACGGCAGCCACAGCUUCAUGUACACGCCGGUCCGCAACAUUGAAAGAGCUCCCAAGAAAGCCCACGAUCUGGAGAACCUGAAUCUGGUGGGGGAUUAUCCUCAUACCCAGUUCAGCCCCUGCUCUGAGGAUUCUGGUCUGGAUGACUCCAGUUACAGGUCUCCCUACGAUGACCCGGAAACACCCGUGGAGAGGGAGAUCCGCUUAUCGAUGGAGAGGGAGGAAAACUUCAGGCGGGAAAGGAAUCUGUCCAGGAUGGGCAAAUCCACCGACUGCGCUCCGUCACGAAGUAUCCCCAGAUCCAUCAGCACCCCCCUGACGCCGUCGUUCAUCAUCACCUCCUCACCCACUAAAGAACCUCUGAAACACGAGGUGUCCGCAAACAACGUGAUCAUACUCGACCCCAGCAGCGAUUUCAGCUCCGGCUCCAGACACGACUCGGACAGCGCGGCCGCUCGGUCCGGAGAGUGGCGCUCCGAGGACAACGGCUCCAACCUCAUCAUCCUGGAGACGUCCAACCUCAUCAUCCGCAGCGCCUCCGAGUUCUCCCUCAACAAAGCCUGCGAGCAGCCGCAGGAGAAGAUGUUCCUGAACAACCCCUUCUUCAAGCUGCGUUCGAGAAGCACAAUAUCCCUGGUAGACGAGGAGAUCAAGCAGGUGAAGCAGAGGGAGGAGGAGCUGAGGAAGGAGAGAGCCAACCUGUACGGACAAGACCGGUUCAGUGCGGACAGGAUGCUGUCGAACCACAUGGACACUCUGGCGUUUGACACGUCAGCUGAUGUUCCACAGAAGUGCAAGUCAUCUCCAUCAUCGCCGAUGAAGACGCCGUACAGGAUGGACCGCUCUGCUUUGUCCUGCGAUCACAGAUUUCCAGACGUCUACACAGGAGGACGACGUAAGAGCGCCAUGGCUCUGCGCUGGGAAGCGGGAGAGUUUACAAAAAGCGACUGAGGAGGGGCGAGUCGAGCGUUUGCCAUAUAAGGGCAUCGACCGUCAGUGUUAUUGUCAUUCCAGUUAGAUUCAGCAUUGCAAUUGUUUGUUUCAUGUUGUGACAUAAACUCUGCUUCUGUGACGCUUUGGGCAAAAAUAGCAAAACAGUGAGAACGUUCGUGGUGACGUUACAGUUCAGAGAGAACUGAUAACAGUGUUAUAACAGAGGGUUUACAUUAUUAUCUGACACCCACAGUUCUGACCUCAUCAUCUGAACCAAGUCGUAGCUGUGAAGCUGGAAGGCUGCUGGUUUCAGCUCUUACUAAGCUACAGCUGCUGCUACGUGAUGUAGCAGUAAAGUUUAUUUCAGGAUUGACAAACGCUCAAACGCACACUUUCCAUCUAUCAAUAAUUUAUCAAUAAACAAUAUUGUGAACUGUGGGAAGCAGCUGUGGUAGAAACCAGUGCAGGUAUGAAGAAUAACUCGGUCUACAGCUGAUGUGUCAUGCAAUAAUAUUCACUGAGUGCAUGCCUCCUCCUGGAUCUUUCCUGGCCUGUUGAUGCUCAGGAAACUGCCACUGGAGGAAAAGAGAGGUUUAAAGUGUUCUCUGAAACCUGAUUGGGCCUUUAUUAUAAACACAGUAAUCACAUGACAUGUGUAGAGGGAGUUAAUGGUCACUGUAAUCAGAGGGUGAAAAUACUACGAUGCUUCAGCAGUGAGUUAGACACAUCAAGAGGCCACUGACUGUAGGUUUUACUGGUAUAUAACGCUGUGUCAAACAGAGUUCAUGUUGUUGUGAGGUCGAUUUGGAGACACUCAGAUGACUGUUUUUUGGGGGGCAGCAGGAAACGCCAAUAGAAAACUGACAGUGUAACCCAAAUCAGUGGUUCUCAACCUUUUCCAACUCACUUGAAAAUCUCAAACCUGUUGAAUGGUCACAUCCGACCCUGUAACAGUCUCAUGACCCGUCAGGAGGAAGUGGAAACAGGAGGCUCAGUGUUUCUUUCCUGUCUGACAGGAGCGAUCACUGAUUCACCAUCUGUCUCUGUUAACGCUUCCUGUUUCUAAGCAGCUCUGUUCUGAUUCUCCAGUUUCUUCCAUGAAUGUGAUGUUAGCGCACAAUCCCACUGAGGUACUGAACAAGUGAAUGAAAUGCUCCGGCUAGGGACAACAUAAGUUCCUAUCAUUGAUUUAUCAGUGAUAGGAAUUAAUAUAAGACAAAAGCAAAAAACUAUAACAACUUUAUUAAUGUUUUAAAAGUUAAUUUCGUUUUAAAACAUUUUUUAAAAAUAAUUUAUUUAUUUUACACUUACACAUUUUCACCAAAAAUGUCCUGUUUAGCAAAAGAUUUGUCGGCCCACUUGCAAUACCUUUGCAGGGGGCCCCGGCCCACAGGUUGGGAACCACUGAUCUAGAGCUUAUGGAGAACGUGUCAGUUCGCAGUUGUAAAAGAAACAGAAGACUGUAUUUGGAGUUUUGUGUCCACCUGAAGUCAAAUAUUCGCUCUUCCUGUAGCUCUGCUUUGGUCUCCACCUGCUUUCAGCUGCUGGUCUGAGUCACUGAGCUGUGUGGAGCUGGACAGGUUGCACAGUGGACUGAUCUGAAAACAGCUGACUGAUCCAAAACAAUGAGCUGAAAGAUGCUAAAAUGUUCUGCACAGCUGAGGAAACUAACUCUUUGUGCGACACCUUUCGUAUGAGUCAUUAAUGUGAAUAUAACAAUAAUGGUUAGCGUAGCUUUUAGCUGAAGGGGAAACCUGCAGCUGCUCCAGAGGUGAGACACCAGCUGAACGCCACGACUCAUUUACACAGAGGGACUGAGGAGCUGAGAGCAGCUCGUUACAGAGAUUGAUUCAUGUCCACAGGGAAUGAUUACAGCUGCCAGAGACUCCUCCAACGUCACGUGACAUGAGACUAUUGUGUGAAAACCUUUACUUCAUGUGAAAGAUGAUUGAAACUGAAAGUAUUUAGGAGCUUUUUUUGCUGAGAUGCCUGAAUGUUAGAAACUGUAUUGUUGAGUCGACUCUUUGCUAAACUUUUCUGGACAUUAUAAAUGUAAAUCAGAUUUGAAAACAUAUUUUGAUGUUAUUGUACGUCUUGAUGAAGCAAAUGCUACAUUGCUCAGUGUAUAUUAACUGUAUUUUCGUACUAUGCUUUUUUGCUGCAAAUGAUAUUUCAGGGUGAGCUGGACGGAAAUAAAUCAGCACAAUAUACAAAACAUAUAACUGUUCACCCCAACAGAAAGCUCAGACAGUGAAUGUCCGUGAGAAUAAAUACUAAUGCACAUUUCAGAGUGCCUGAACGAGCUGCACAUUAUUCUGAAUGACAAUCCAAUAUCUACAGGGAUCACUGGACUCCAAACUGGAGAACCAAUGAGACUACGAGGAAUGUGGAUAAAAUAAUAAUAAUAAUGAUAAAAUAAGUUUCCACAGAUUAAAGUAUUUUAUUCUUUAUACAAUAGCUCUAUAAAUGAAUGUUGAUUUAUACACAGUGAGGCUACAGUUACUCACACACACACUUCCUGUAAAUGUUCAAAUUCUGACUUAACUUUCCAACAAUCAGCUGUUCUUUCAGUUUUUAUGUGACAGGACAUUUAUAGGCCAGUAUUUAUUCUAAAGCACUUUUCCCUUUAGUGUGAAUUGCAUGAGCACAACACAACAUUUUCAAAAGGGAUUUUCUUAAAAACACUGUAAUCAGCUGAUUUUAAUAAAGAAAUGUUGAUGAUUAUUUACAAAGCCUUGAUAUUUCCAGCUACUCUGAAAAGCAGCCUCUAAGAGCUUGGUACUUUCCUGACCUUAGAUUGAGCCGACCUUAAACAGCAUUGUUUUACAUUUCAUGUUUGUAUGCUUCAUUGUUUCAGUAUAAGCUUUGAAAUCUCCAGGAUUACUUGCUGAUGUUUAAACACUAUGUGAAAAGCUCCCGCCGUGGAUUUACUGGGCUCUUUGUGACUAAACAACCCGGAGCUUUUCACUUUGUAUUCCUCAUGCGAGCUUUGAAGAGAUUAGUGCAACAAUAAAAUAUGUAUAUGAAGA